CCAUAGUCGGAAGUUAAAAAAAAAAACAGAAAAUGAAGAUGCUAAAAGCGUGCAUUGCAUUAACUGCUCUCCUCCUGGUGACGUGGCAGUGCUCCGCCCAGAGCCCGACCCCCGCGUCGGAGUAUUUAGCGGCGCACAACCAAGCGAGAGGCGAGGUGGGCGUGGGUCCCCUGAAAUGGAGCGAGGCGCUGGCGAAAUCGGCGAGCCUGACGGCGCGGCUGCAGCGCGACAAGCAGAACUGCAGCUUCGCCGACCUCAGCAAGAGCCGAUUCGGCGCCAACCAGCUGUGGGCCAGCGGCUUAGCCGUGACGCCGAAAGCCGCCGUGGAGGCGUGGGUGGCGGAGAAGAAGUUCUAUAACUACGCCGACAACUCGUGCCCGCCGGAACACCGCUGCGGGGUCUACACGCAGGUCGUGUGGAGGAAUUCCACGGACCUCGGCUGCGCGCAGGCCGCCUGCCCCAAAGACCACUCCACCUUGACCAUAUGCUUUUAUAAUCCGCCCGGAAACAUUGUCGGUGAGAAACCUUACUAGUUUUUUGCAUUAUUGUCGACUCCUUUCGUCAAUUUCUGUGUUCGCCUCGAUUAUUAUAUUAUAAUAAAUAAAAUUACUUCUGCUA
Messenger RNA from Salvia splendens (bonfire salvia), 618 nucleotides. Its product is annotated as STS14 protein. The transcript has a single exon. The record is from RefSeq and is a predicted model, not a curated record. Lineage: Eukaryota; Viridiplantae; Streptophyta; Magnoliopsida; Lamiales; Lamiaceae. The coding region runs from base 33 to 533 and encodes 166 amino acids.